AUGCGUUCUGAAAUUAAGUUUAUUGAUAAGAAUCCGAUUAGUGUUUUCAUGAAACCUUUGACGAGUUUCACCGAGUUUCAGGAUAUUAUAAUCCAAAAACUGGGGCUGCAUGGCAUGAAACGGCUGGAGAAGUUAUUCUACAGAAUUCCAAUAUCUGUUUUACAGGAUGAUGUGAAGUAUGAUUCGUUCGUCAUAGGCACCGACGAAGAUUUGAAAGUUUUCUUCCAUUAUCAUCGGCGAUUCCCGGAGGUGAGGACUCCUGAGCUGUUGGCCAAACUUGUGGAUGUGGUCUUUAGUUCAGGAAGUUCUAACUGGAUUCCUCUGUCUUCAACCAUGGUAGCUUUCUCUAGUUCGAGGCCUAAUGAGGAUGAUGAUGAUGUGGAGCCCACCACGUUUGCCGAUGAUAGCGACGAUGAGGAUGCAAGGAAUACUCCAGCUGGGGGUGGUGGAGUAGCUAGUUCAGGAACUCCGCAAUACCCCUUGCACUUUUCAGCUUUUGACUUGGAUGCCAUGAGACAGCAGGAAAAUCUUGUCGUUCUUGUCAGAUUUGGGACCAGAGACAUACGGGAUAUAGAAGGACUAGCUGAGUUCCUAGUUGGUCAGCAAUUUCAAGAUAAAGAGGAGGCCGUGUUGAGCGUGAAGACUUACAUCUUCCGACGUAGGAUUGAGUAUAAAGUGUUGGAAUCCGAUUACCACAAGUACCGUGGCAAGUUCGGUGAGCUGUACGACAUCCAAAUGAACUGA
Messenger RNA from Arachis stenosperma, 744 nucleotides. RefSeq lists its product as uncharacterized. The transcript is spliced from 2 exons. NCBI's taxonomy places the organism in Eukaryota, Viridiplantae, Streptophyta, Magnoliopsida, Fabales, Fabaceae. Bases 1 to 744 code for a protein of 247 amino acids. The record is from RefSeq and is a predicted model, not a curated record.